AUCCAGAGCCUGAAAACCUCAGCUACGUCGUCGUUUGGUUAGAUCUCUCUCUCUCUCUCUCUCUUCACUGGAGCUGUUCCCCGGGAACCCGAGCGCGAAGCCUCGCAUAGCUAAAGGCAAAAGCUUCUUCGAUCUCCAGCUUCAACGAGUUCGACCUAGGGUUUCUUCACAAUUUGCAGGGAGGGAGGGUUCUUUCGCGUAGUGGCUUAAGAAAAUGAGGCCCCUAUUCUGUGGUAACCUUGAUUAUGAUGCACGCCAAUCCGAUGUCGAGAGACUUUUCCGAAGAUAUGGGAAGGUUGAGAAAGUGGAUAUGAAGUCUGGAUUACUUGGAAUAUCCAUUGACCUCUUGGAUGGAUGUGCUCUCCUGCAUUUCUUUUCUUGCCUGUGCUACGCUUCAUCUUCUUCUGUUUUAAAGGAGACCCAACCAACCUAAUUUGCAAUGGCACUCCCAUCCUAUGACUCUCUGAGACACUAUUGCCUUUUCACUUUUCCUGGAAACCCUUCAGUAUUCCAUUUCCAACAUGUUUCACAGUAGAGGUCUUAGUGAUCUCACAGCCAAUGGCAGGAUAUGCUUUUAUCUACAUGGAGGAUGAGCGAGAUGCUGACGAUGCAGUUCGAAGGCUUGACAGGAUUGAAUUUGGUAGGAAGGGCCGUCGACUUCGUGUUGAGUGGAGUAAGGAAGAUGGUAGAAGAGGUGGUUCCAAAAGGUCCUCAGGUAACAUGAGAGCAUCGAAAACCUUGUUCGUCAUUAACUUUGACCCAAUGAAUACCAGGACAAGGGACCUUGAGAGGCAUUUUGAACCAUAUGGGAAAAUAUCAAACGUAAGGAUCAGAAGGAACUUUGCAUUCGUCCAAUAUGAGUCAUUAGAGGAUGCAACAAGAGCCCUGGAGGCCACAAACAUGAGCAAGCUGUUGGAUCGAGUCAUAACAGUGGAAUAUGCGGUUAGGGACGACGAUGAUAGAGGAAAUGGGUAUAGCCCCGAUAGAAGAGGUCGCGAUGGGUCUCCUCAUGGAAGAGGCUAUCGUGGGCGAUCACCCAGCCCAUAUCGAAGAGAUCGAGGUAGUCCUGAUUACGGACGUGGUGCAAACCCAGAUUCCAGAUAUGAGCCCAGAGGAAGUCCCAGGUACGAGAGAGCCGAAAGUCCAGCAAAUGAGAGAUAUCACAGCCGCUCACCUCCGCCACAGGAGAGGUCACGCUCUUGAGAUUCGCCCGGAGUCGAGGAGAAACAAUUUGAUGAUGGGUAGGUCUUCUGUUUUAUUUCUUAGCAGUCUCCAUGCUGGUUAUGAGUCCUUGUUUAUCUCGAUGUAAGAUGUGCAUUUGAACUCUCGAGAAGUCCUUAGAUUGGCAGUGCCAAAUUUGUCGGGGAUCUGUUGUACUACCAGUCAUAGUCUCUGUUGUUCUAUGUGGACGAGCGCUUGUUUGUGUAGCUAACCAUUGUGGAUGUUCGAAAUUGUAUGGACUAAGUUGUCUGAAGGUCUUUUCCAUCCCAUGAUU
This is a messenger RNA of Punica granatum (pomegranate), 1495 nucleotides long. The record is from RefSeq and is a predicted model, not a curated record. NCBI's taxonomy places the organism in Eukaryota, Viridiplantae, Streptophyta, Magnoliopsida, Myrtales, Lythraceae.